AUGAGCUCGAGUGGUCCCCCGACGUUCCCCAAACCCGUCCUCGUCUCCAGCCAGCGCGCACCGGGCGUCCCGACCCCCCUCCCGGCCCCCGUCCAGUCCCAGCCCAAGACAAUCAAGCUGAGAUGCCAGGCUCUCGUCUCCCUGCCGGCGCGCCUGCUGAACCCACCGGCGGCACGGGGGCAAGUUCCCACCUUCAGUGUGAUCCCGCGUUUUGAGAUCAGCCUCGACGACAUUCUUGAUCGCAAGCAUCUUCCGCCGCUGGGUCUGAAGGACUUUGAGGAGUGGUUGCUAUUUGUCGAGCAGAAUGCCGAGAACCUGUACUUCAUCCUCUGGCUGCGCGAGUAUACUCAGAACUACGCAGAAUGGGUGCGCAAGAGUAGGCUUGCGCGCAUGUCUUCGUACAACGGCACCCCUCGCCGCGAGUACCGCACACCGCAUGCCUCGCUCUCCGCCAACCCGGAGCUCUCAUACUCCUACUCGCGGGCGAAGCGCACCUUCCUCACACCUAAUGGUGACUACGAACUGGAUGUGCCCAGCGACAUCCUCGCGCCGUUUCACAGGUCUUCACCGAGCAGCCUGGUAGGGAGUCAUGAAGGGAAGACUGACUCUGCACACGGAUCAUGGAGUCAGAGUCAGUCGACGUGUGUUUGGGGCCUUGAAGGUCAUAACGUCCCUCCGCCAGACCCCGCCGUCUUUGAUCAGCUCGCGGAUGCCGUGCGAGAGAUGCUCACGGAAAGCUUGCAGCGGUUUGUGCUUGCGACGUACAACAACGUAGGAACACCGCGGGCGGUCUGUGGAAGUGCAGGAGGGAUCGUGAUUAGCCUUGCAGGCAGUAUCCCGCUUAUUGUCAACUUCGCUGUCCAUGGCAAUCGCUGGUGGAGGCUGGCUGCUAUCCCCGGUAUGUGGGCGGGUAUGACGAUCUUUAUCUCCGCGAUGUAUGGGGUCUGCAUGAUGAUCUACGUGUUCGGUGACCUCCGUCAACUUCGGUCAUUCGAGCUUGUUCGCCCUCCUAUCUCCGACCCGCAGCCCCAUCCCUCACCAUCUGGCUCGGUCACAUCGCUUUUCCAGCCCCGUCCAGCGCCCGAUACACCUACUGCUGUUCAGUUCAAUGUUCCUUUCCGUCGUCCGCGCCGUCAGUCUUCCGCUCCCGAAAUAAGCAGUCCCAUCCCGAUCGAUCUUCGUGAACACAGUACCAUCCGGUGCGAAAAGCCAAAACUCACGAUCAUCACGCCGCCAUCGAGAUUUUCCGAGGACAGCGAUGUUCAGUUCCCGCAACGCGUCGUGACACGUCCUGAGCGCUCAUCGCAAGACUACGACAUCGAAGUUGCCUCUGUGCAGUACACGGACGAGGACGAUGGGCCAGACAGCGGGUACGAGGACGGCGACGAACGCAGCGAGCAUCGUGCGGCUGUUAGUACCCCUUGUAUCGAGAUCUCAGAGGCAUUCUACGACGAACAUCCCGCCCCCGAGGGUCCUGCGACGGCUUCGUUCCCCAUCGGCAGGCCGCCGCUCUGGCCCGACUACGACACCAGUGAGGAAGCAGAAGUGACCACAACAGCUGCAUUCAUUCACCCGUUCACGUACGACAUCAAAGGCGAGGUCGGCGACGACGUCGAGGCGGGUCGCAGCAUCGCGUCACGGCAACCUGUCGAUCCCUUCGACUUCGAUGCCCUGCCACCCAAGCGCCCGAGAUUCGCCACUGGACGAUACCGCGGACAAGCUCGCCGAGCACCCGGGGAAAAGACCGACGGGAAAGUCGCGAAGAGCUCUGGCAAGAUCAGCGGGGCGAUUAACUCCGUCGACAAGUGGAUGAGCCUCGGGCCGAAGGGAGUGCUGAGCCGCUGGCAGACACGGUGCAGCCCCGGGAACGUCGUGCGUGUGCACAUCGAGCGCGAGAUCAAUGGCGUGCCCGUGUGUGUGACCGAGCUCGAGAAGGAGAAGGGGUGGGGGAUUGGGUGGGGAGUCGCGGCGGACCCGUCCGAGAUGUCGCCGACGGGGACUCUCGCGGCCAGCGCGUUCACGUUCCCGCACCUCGUUCCCAGCGCGAGUGUCACCGCCGCAGCCUCGCCGACGUCGCCGAGUGUCACGUCCGAGUGCUAUGCUGAGAAGCAGGAGGAAAAGGAGGCGGGCGUGAAGGUGGGAUGGACGGUGAGGUUCAGGAAGGUGCGCGCCGUGCCUGCGUUUGCGGUGCCCCUGACACCGGUGUUGAACCCCGUCGUGACGAGGGCGCAGUGGGAGAUCGUGGUGAGGAGUGCGUUGAUCGCGGCCUUGGUGGUGUGUGUGGUCAUCGGCGGGCUGACAGGUGCGCCGGUGCCGCUGUGA
This is a messenger RNA of Rhodofomes roseus, 2322 nucleotides long. RefSeq lists its product as uncharacterized. The coding region runs from base 1 to 2322 and encodes 773 amino acids. The transcript is spliced from 6 exons. The record is from RefSeq and is a predicted model, not a curated record. Lineage: Eukaryota; Fungi; Basidiomycota; Agaricomycetes; Polyporales; Fomitopsidaceae.